This is a messenger RNA of Macrobrachium nipponense, 987 nucleotides long. RefSeq lists its product as uncharacterized. NCBI's taxonomy places the organism in Eukaryota, Metazoa, Arthropoda, Malacostraca, Decapoda, Palaemonidae. Bases 1 to 987 code for a protein of 328 amino acids. The record is from RefSeq and is a predicted model, not a curated record. The transcript is spliced from 4 exons.
AUGUCAAGGAAAGUCUGGAAGAAGUACAGUAUUUUAGAAGCUGUCAAGAACAUUGAGAGUGCUUGGAAAGAGGUCAAGAUAUCAAAUUUGAAUAGGGCCUGGAAAAAAUACUGUCCAAAUUUUGUGAUGGGCGUUGAGAAUCGAGAGUGUCUUAAUGUUGUUAGAAGGAACAUUGUUGAGUAUAGCAAGAAGCUCAAUUUGGAGGUGGAAGCUGAGGAUGUGAACAAGCUGCUGCAAUCCCAUGGAGAGGAGUUGUCAGCAGAGGACCCCAUUGAGAUGGAGAAGCAGAUGAUCGAGGAGGAGGAGGAGGAGGAGAAGGAAGAGGCACCAGCCACAAAGCCCAGUGCUGAAUGCUUGUCACAAGCUUUGGCCCUCUUUAAGCAAGGGCUGGUAAUGAUCAAGGACCAGGAUCCGAAAGUGGAAAGAUUCACGGAGUUUGAAAAAGAAAUUCAGUAUGCUCUAACCUUUUACAAGAAGACUGUAAGCGAGAAGCAGAUGAAAGGAAGCGUCCAAUCUGAGCUAGAGAUUCAUGGCUUUAAGAGUAAUUCUCCAGCACCAAUCGCCACUCUUAACCCAGAAAAGAUGUCAUAUCCUGAUUCCACUGCACCCGACUUGGUAGAAGCAUCUGCACCAACCUCUCAUGGACUGAGCCACAGCCCUUCAAGUGAUGAUCCUCCACUGAUAGAACCAGAUGACCCACUGGCAUCUCCAGCUCUGUCUGUUAUGGCCUCAAAGACACAGAGACCUCUAGGUGAAGAUGCUAUCAACACACUUCUGAUUCAAUUUGAAAGUGACAUUGAGGACAACUUGGAGGUUCAGUCUGAGGGCAAGGAGGAGGAGGCAUUCGCCAUCUUUGUGGAAGAAGAGGAUAUGGAUGACCCGAAUCAGGGACAAACUGAGUUAGAGGGAGAUGAGGAGAGGAAAGAGGAGGCUACACCUGGACCCUCGACCUCUCGGAUGAGACAUGCUCUCCCCGGUCGAGAUUAG